CGCUUCACACCGCGAGCUGGCACGCGCGCCACACGUGCGACAUUAGAGAAAGACGUGGUCAGUCACUGUCUGGACUCCAGGAUAACUAGCCAGUUGCUAAAACGCGUGUCCGUGUGAACUUACAGUGGGAAUAAGACAGAGUGAAGACCGUAGACGCUAUGUCCGGACGCGCGAGAGCAAGACCACGUGGCAGAGCGCGUGGCCAAGAGACUGGGGCCCCAGGCGCGCAACCGCCUCUGCCUCAGAAGGAAGCUCAAGCCGUGUGGCCACCACCGCCUGAGAGAGAGCUCCCAGGGAGGGGAAGACAGAAAUCUGCCCCCGUGGUGGCGGCAGAAGCUGUGCUCCAGAUUUCUGCUGGCUUCCAGCAAGUGAAGCUUGGCGAGAGAGGAGGACGCAGGCGGGACUUCCAUGAUUCUGGCGUUAACACUCGCCAACUGAUGGAACAUGUCAAGGAGUCCAAGACAGGUUUGUCUGGAUCUCCCAUUGAGCUCAGAGCGAACUAUGUGCGUCUGUUGUCGCGGCCCCAGUGGGCUCUGUUCCAGUAUCAUGUGGAUUUUAAGCCUCCCAUGGAGUCUCGGCGCGUGCGCAUGGCACUGCUGUAUAGUCACGAGGACGUACUAGGCACAACGAAGACUUAUGAUGGAACUAUCCUCUUCCUGCCUCAUCGACUUCAUGACACUGAGACAGUGCUGUGGACUGAAAACAAGCUUGGAGAGAAAGUGCAGAUCACGAUCACACUGACCAAUGAGCUGCAUCCAUCUUCUCCUGUAUGUCUGCAGUUCUAUAACAUUAUCUUCAGGCGGAUUCUGAAGAUUCUAAACAUGCAGCAGAUUGGGCGUCAUUACUACAACCCAGACGACCCCCUGAACAUCCCACAGCACAGGCUGACCAUCUGGCCUGGCUUUGUGACCAACAUCCUGCAGUACGAGUCCAGCAUCAUGCUGUGUCUUGAUGUGAGCCAUAAGGUUUUGCGCAGUGAGACUGUUCUCGACUUCAUGUGCAACUUGAGACAGCAGUGUGGAGACCAGCGCUUUGUUGACGUCUGUACCAAAGAGCUAGUCGGAGUCGUCGUCCUCACCAAGUAUAACAACAAGACCUACAGGGUUGAUGACAUCGCUUGGGACCACACGCCCACCAACACCUUCAAGAAAGGAGACACUGAUAUAAGUUUCAAAGAUUACUAUAUGACGCAAUACAAUCUGCAGAUCACUGAUGAGAAUCAGGUACUGCUGGUCAGUCAUAUUAAAAGAAUGGGCCCUACAGGAGCUCCUCCACCAGGACCUGCCUUACUCAUCCCGGAGUUCUGCUACCUCACAGGUCUGACUGAUAACAUGCGCAACGAUUUUACCAUCAUGAGGGAUCUUGCCACUCACACCAGACUGUCCCCAGAACAGAGGGAGAACCGCCUCAACAGAUUCAUUAGCAAAAUAAACAAGAACGCCAGCGCUCAGGAUGCACUCGGAAGAUGGGGUCUAAACUUUGAGAACAAGAUGCUGAAUCUGACUGGAAGAGUCCUUCCUGCUGAAAGGAUCCUCCAGGGAGGAAGAGCCUACGAGUACAACCCGUGGGUCGCGGAUUGGUCUAAAGAGAUGCGAGGACUUCCUCUGAUCAACAGCAUACCUCUGGGAAACUGGCUGAUGUUCUUUACACGCCGUAACGCUGACAUCGCUCACUCCCUGAUGCAGACCCUCAACAAAGUGUCUGGGCCCAUGGGCAUCCGAAUGCAGAGGCCAGGAAUGAUCGAGUACGACGAUCGACAGGAGGCUCUUCUGAGAGCUCUGCAGCAGAAUGUGGGGCAACAAGUUCAAAUGGUGGUCGUCAUCCUGCCCACCAACCGUAAGGAUAAAUAUGAUUGUGUGAAGAAGUACCUGUGUGUGGAAUGUCCCACUCCAAGCCAGUGUGUGGUGGCGCGCACCCUCACCAAACCUCAGGCUCUCAUGACCAUAGCCACAAAAAUUGCCCUGCAGAUGAACUGCAAGAUGGGAGGAGAGCUGUGGAGUGUCGAGAUCCCGUUGAAGCACUUGAUGAUUGUGGGUAUCGACUGCUACCACGACACUGCUGCAGGAAAGAGAUCCAUCGGUGCACUGGUGGCCAACCUCAACCAGGGCAUGUCCAGGUGGUUUUCAAAGUGUGUCUUACAGAGCCGUGGUCAAGAGAUCAUCGACGGACUCAAAGUGGCUCUGCAGGCUGCACUGAAGACCUACUUCAGAUACAACAAAUGUUUGCCAUCUCGCAUAAUCGUGUACCGCGAUGGCGUGGGCGACGGCAUGCUGCAGAGCGUCGUCAACUACGAAGUGCCUCAGAUCAUGCAGUCCAUCAAGGCGAUGGGAGAAGAUUAUGCGCCCAAGCUGACCGUGGUGGUGGUGAAAAAACGCAUCGCUUCCAGAUUUUUCACUCUCCUCGAUGCCAGACUGUCCAACCCUCCUCCUGGGACGGUCAUCGACACUGAAGUAACCCGGCCUGAGUGGUACGAUUUCUUCAUUGUGAGUCAGGCCGUGCGCAUGGGCAGCGUCUCCCCUACUCACUACAACGUGGUGUACGACAGCAGUGGCCUCAAACCAGACCACAUGCAGAGACUCACCUACAAGCUUUGUCACCUGUAUUAUAACUGGCAGGGAAUUGUGCGAGUUCCUGCACCGUGUCAGUACGCUCACAAACUGGCCUUCCUGGUCGGUCAGAGCAUCCACAGGGAGCCCAACGUCAACCUGGACGACUUGCUCUACUACCUGUAAAAAGGUCACACGUGAUGACCUUUGUAUUACGUUGGGGGGGACAAUUGUUAUGCAGUUCAUGUCAUUUUGAUUUUACAGUUUAGGUUUUAUUUGUUAACCUGAUAUUUCUGUUCUUGGUUGUAAUAUUAGAAUUUUAGUAAAAAUUAGCUUUAAAAAAAUGUAAUUUCUUUGCAAUUUCUGUUAAAAGU
Tachysurus vachellii is the source of this 2920-nucleotide messenger RNA. It is a transcript of the gene piwil1, whose product is annotated as piwi-like RNA-mediated gene silencing 1. Gene Ontology annotation, biological process: regulatory ncRNA-mediated gene silencing. The transcript has 21 exons. Lineage: Eukaryota; Metazoa; Chordata; Actinopteri; Siluriformes; Bagridae. Bases 159 to 2732 code for a protein of 857 amino acids. Gene Ontology annotation, cellular component: P granule. The record is from RefSeq and is a predicted model, not a curated record. Gene Ontology annotation, molecular function: protein binding; piRNA binding.